This is a messenger RNA of Dermacentor silvarum, 6606 nucleotides long. Its product is annotated as hemicentin-2. NCBI's taxonomy places the organism in Eukaryota, Metazoa, Arthropoda, Arachnida, Ixodida, Ixodidae. The record is from RefSeq and is a predicted model, not a curated record. The transcript is spliced from 12 exons. Bases 644 to 2863 code for a protein of 739 amino acids.
GGCGACGGACUCGUCCCUCGAAAGUGUGCCAGGAUCGCGCGGCGCGCGCCUUGAAGCAAGCAGUCGUAGCGUACCAACGUUGUAGUCGGAGCUGCCGUCGACACAGCCGGUUGGGCGCUGGGUCAGCCGAGUCGACGUGCUUCGAACCUCCUCCGAUUUUCCCCGACUCUGUUAAGUGCGUAACUCCUUUCCACGCGCAGUUUCGCGUUCGUAAACAGACGCUCUCGCCGCCAGUUUCGGUUUUCUUCGAAACUUUUCCAAGAAUUGCGGGCGCGUCUGAGCGUCCAACGCCUGCCUUAUCUCGAGCUUCGCGUUUCUGACCCACCGUCGUUGCCACCGAGUGCUUUCAACAAGUGUGCAGUCUUUAUUUUUUUUUCUCGGUGAAACGAGAGAGAAUAUUGGACGGUGGUGGUUUCGUCCGUGUGGUUUAGAGUUCGUCGACGGCUUCUGAUUUCACCGCCGUAGUUGGGCCUGCUGUAUCUCGUUCCGCAGCGAAAGACCGGCGUCGUCGAAUGUCGAUGACGCUUCCAGGGUAUCCACCUUGAGAGGAGAAAAAAGAAAAAGAAAACAAAACACGCAGAGUUCCCGUGUCGACAGCGGGAACGCGCGGUACCCGGCAAGCGUGGAGUAGCCGGCGGCUGUUAUGCUGGCGAACUCGACACUGUUAUGGCUUCGCAAUGCGGUGACGUUGAUACUGCUGUUGGUGUUGCUGCCGGAAUUGCCGUGGAUUAACACCGCCGUCCUGGCAGAAACGACGGGGGAGUCCGUGCCAGUGAUCAAGGGCGAGCGCGGCCAGGACACGUGGCUGCCGUGCGACGUGGACUCGGAGCACGACGACAGCCCGGCCAAGGUGCUGUGGUACGCGCCGGCGACGGCCGCCAACUCCAGCGGCGGCGAGCGCACGCCCUUCUACAUGGUGGAAGACACGCAGCGCCGGGGCAUCUGGAACGGACAGCACGCCAUCGGGGUCCACUGGGCCGGCCGGGCCUCGUUUUCGGUGUCCCGGUCGCCGGCGGCGCUGCGGCUCUCGCGCCUCGAGCUCUCCGACUCCGGCGCCUACCUGUGCACGGUGGCCUUCCACGGCGGGGCGCAGCGAAACUCGACCGUGCGACUCAUCGUGGGCGUGGCCCCCAGUGUGCCUGUCAUCAUGACGUCAGCAGGCACUACGGUUGAAGGCACCAUAGGACCGUUCAUGGUUGGCGAGUCGCUAAGUCUCGUCUGCUUGGUGGAGAAAGGCGUUCCAGUGCCGACGGUGACAUGGCGUCGCGAUGGUGCCGAGUUGAUGCGCGAGACGGACCCGGGCUCACGCGACCUCGACGGCGUGGUGCGCAGCUCCAUCGUCAUCGACACCUUGACGCGCGAUGACCUGCUCAUGGAGCUGAGUUGCGAGACCAGCAACAUCAUUGGCGGACCCUUCGAGGCGUCCGUGCUCGUCGACCUGACGCUGCCGCCUGUAUCGGUGAAGAUACUCGGUACGCAUCGGACCUUUGAAGUCGACGUCUCUGCAGAGUUUCGCUGCGAAGUGGUCGGGUCGAGGCCCCCGCCAAAGGUGUCCUGGUGGCUGGACGAGCAGCGCUUGGAGCCGUUCCUGACCGAGGAGAAGGCCAACUCGACGACCACGUCGCUGCUGCUCGUGCUGACGGCUCGCGCUGACAAGGCGACGCUCACCUGCCGUGCGCUCAACACUCGGCUGCUCGGAGAGGUGUGGGAGGACACGCUGCUGCUCAACGUCUACCACGCGCCCCACGCGAGCCUGUCGCUGGGCCAAGGGCUGCACCUGGAGCGCAUCCACGAAGGACAGGACGUGUACCUGGAGUGCGCCAUCCGGGCCAACCCGUGGAUCAGCGACGUCCUCUGGACGCUAGACGACGAGCCGCUCGAAGACGUCGCCUUCACCGCCGCCAUGCACAACGGCUCCUCUUCGGCGUCGGGUCCCGUGUUGGCGGCGUCCGGAGGCCCCGGGUUCACCCCACUGCCGCAGACGCACGUCCUCCUGCAGGAGCAGUACCUGGUGCUGCGCAACGUCACGUCCAAGUUCACCGGCAGCUACGCCUGUCACGUCCGCAGCGCGAGGGGCGAAGCUGUCAGCAACUCACUCGACCUCCGCGUCCAGUAUGCACCACGCUGCAGGAAAGGGUUGCAGGAAGUGUUCCGGUACUCGACGUCUCGUGAGGAGCUCUUCGUGCCGUGCGAAAUGGACGCCGACCCGGAAGACCUCACGUUCCACUGGGUUAUGAAGAACAACUCGGAGGUUCGAGACCUUUUGACAUUCACGACCAACGGUAGCAGGAGCGUGGCUCGGUACAAGCCGGCCGUUGCCACAGAGUUCGUGUCGCUCGUCUGCUGGGCCAACAAUUCGGUGGGAUCGCAGAAGCAACCCUGCACCUACUUCGUCGAGCCUCACGGAGCCCCGAAGGCGCUGUCCGGCUGCGCGGUGGUGAACCAGGCGAUGACGUGGUUCUUCGUGCGCUGCUCCGAGGACGAUUCCGAGGACCGGCCGGUGGGCCAGGAGUGGUACCUGCUCGAGGUGUUCCACGCGGACACGGGAGCCCCACUUGGCAACGUGAGCGCCCGGGGUCGGCCCGUGUUCCACGUGGAUGACAUCCCGCCGGCCACCGAGUGCCUGGCCCUCGCGUACGCAGUGAACGAACGUGGAGGGCGCUCCGAGCCGGCGCGCGUCGUCGUGCAGGCGAUACCGCCGCCAUCCAAGCUACUCACCAGCGGAGCCGUGCGGUCCCAGGCGAAGAGCACGACGCAUCUGCUGGCGUUCACCGUCCUCCUGCUGCUCAUACGGCAGGCCUCGCUAGCGUGCACGUCUGGCUAUUCAUCCAAAUGCCACUACAGCUGCCUGGACAUCAGGUGAUCGACGUCGGCCCGGAUAAGCGGCAUCGCGAAAAGGAGCUCUAGCGAAAAGGAACCAAGCCAAGGAACAAAGAAGGAGCGAGCGCAUCGCCCAUCUCGACGACACCGCCAGCCACCGUUCGACGUGUAUCAAGCGUCGUUCGCUGAGCCCGUAUAGAGAUAGUAUAGAGAAACGCUGACACACACUGCGAUGGUGACCCGUGCCUAAAGGAAGCCCGUCACCAGAGCGCUCGACGCCGUCUCAGAACUGUGUUGUGUGCCUUAUGCGUGGUUCGGAGGAUGCCGCGCUGUGAUUGGUGCGGGCCUGGCGGUGUGUGUGUGUUUGUGUGUGUGCGCGCUGUUCAGUCAUACCGGUUUUUAUUGUUCCUCUUUAUUUUUUCUAUUUCUCUAUAUUGCGAGGGCCCAGGACGAGUGGACGGACGUCGCACCGUGGUGUUUGCAGUGGUAAUUGGAUGCGAUGGGCAGUGAAGCGUUGUGAAACUGAGGGCACCACCUCAGACUGCGGUGAGGUGGCGCCCGAGUUUCUUGGCAGAAAUGAUAAUUGACAUUGAAUGAGCUCUGUGUAGCCUUCGGCAUAUUUUUCGCCGUAGAAGGUCUGCCGGUUGUUUCCGAGAAAAUUUUCGCGAGCUCUGAUCGGACUUGCUGGCCAGCUAUAGUGAGGAACACAGCGGAAUCGCUGACAGUUCUGUCAUUCGGGCGCUGCGAGCCGGUCUGCACUUUGUACGAACCCUCGGAGAUCUAAUCACGUGUUCUAAAUCUUGAGUAAUAAUCAACUGUUGAGCUCUAACACAUCAUGUGCGAUUAGAGCAAAAGUUUUCUGCGCCAUCAUACCGUGAUUGUAAUUAUAAUAGUGACUGAAUUUUAAUGGAGCCGAAGUUACUCAAGGUAUAUAACGCUCUAAAUGUAAGGUGUAUGAAUAAUGUUGCCUAACCAAACUGUGAUUAGAAGAUCUCUCUAAUAACGAUGACGACAUAUGACUGUUCCCAUCUGAAGUAGAGUUGCAAGCGCAUGGGGAAUUCGCCUUAGUCAUGCAAGGCAUUUUUAUCGAAAACCAUGUCGUGACAUCUUCCUGAUACUGACGUGAUAUGUACAAAUCGGGUGCUAUCGUGUUGCCUCCGUUUGUCACAGCACUUGGGCAUGUUGUAAACAUGCUUUAAAAGCCGAACACUCAGACAACGGACCAGCUGACUGAAGCGACAGGAUGCACCGAAGAAAAAAUGAUUAGGCUAGGUGGCCGACUAUCAAAAAAGAGAGAAGGAGAGAGCAGUUUAGAUAUAACAGUGCAAAUAGUUUUCUCAACCACUAAAUCACUGAGCCAGCAACCUAUAGCAGAUGGCGGCUGAAAUGGUAGUGCGUUUGUUCAGACGUUACCUUGUCUCCUUUGACCCCCUGCCUUGAUCCUCGCACUGACGAAUAAGCGUGUUGACUCAACAGUGCCAGAAGAUAAAAGUUAAAAUGUAUGUGUUUCCAUUCUCAUUUGUACUCUUAUGCGAACCCUACAGAAAUAUCUACGCGAGUCCCACUGCUUCAUUUCAUUUUAUUAUUUAUAACCGAGUGAGGACCGCCUCGCAGCGUACGUCUCAUCCGUGUAGAGAAACAGCGUCAAGCGUCCGAUAGCAUCGUCUCUCUGGGGUGAUUGAAAGUGUCUUAUACACUAGAGUGGACGUGUGCUGAAUGUGUGUGAUAUCAGAGUCCUGUAGUGACGUGGAACAAUCUGCGUACGCUCAAGAGUGCUGUGCGUUGCUACUGCACGUGUGUUUCAGCGCGAACGAAUAAAAAAAAAAGACAAAGACAGACCAAAAGCAUGCACAUACCAUACAGGCAAGUGCUUGGGCGCCAUCGCGCCCUUCGCGACUGUUAUCAUCCCUUCGGCGGCUUUUUCUUUUAGUGUUGUUUUAUAUUUGUUGCAUUGAAGAGAUUAACGUCCGUACGCGUACGUAAGCUGUUCCAUUCUUUAGAGCGUCCACCCCUUCCCACCUGACAGCAAGGUAUAACAGCGUGGCCAAUCGUCUCGUAUUUCCCUCCUCAUUCGUCUUUCCUUACCGUUGAUUCAUGUCACAGCUAGAUGCUCUGUUGCGGGUUGAAAUAUCCCUAUCUAGUCAAUCCACAGCGGUUCGAAAGAACCGCGCAUGGUUUAGUCACCGACGCAAGCCAACAGUGCGUGUUGUUGUCACACUUGCGCACCGGCUACGAGUCAUGCCCGCCGACUUUGUUACUGCAUAAUAUGGUAAUUUAGCCAGCUGUUGAUGGUGCGACGCACACACGAACAAAACCGGAAGCUGUACGAUAAAUGAAACUUGCAUAAGGUUGCGUGCUGUGCUCGGAAAGAAAGACGAAAGCUUCCAUCACAGAUCGAUAGUCUAGUCAAUAAAACUAAUCUAUGCGCAUCCACAAAACGAGGCUCCUUGGGAAAUCGGUCGCACCGCGAAUAACUAAGCGGCGACGUGAAUAUCGAAGAAGCAUAUGUUUUUUUCUGUUGCUGAUGCGUUGAUAACGAAUGAUCGGCUGUUUCGUGAAUCACAAAGGGGGGAAAGCAAAGAAGCAAUGUUUCCCGUCGAGCUUCUUCGGUGCUUGCUAUAUAUAUUUUUUAAGCUGCCUGACAAAUCCGCUGUGUGCAGCGCUUUCCCAGAGUGCGCGGCGUGUGAUGAACUUGUGACCGCAGUUCGUUUAAUAUGUUCACAGUGGCACGACUUCCUAUAUACUAACACCAUUUUUCGCACGUUCGAUGUUCGGCGCGAAGCCGAGGUUUAAAGCACCGCUGCUGGCGAUGAUGAUGGAGAGGCUGAGUAACAACGGAGGCAUCUCCCGCUUAACGUAUGAAAAAUAGUUCUAGUUUAAUUAUUGAACAAAUAACGCUGGCGCACCAUCGCUAAUGACCAAAACUGCUCGGCGUUCAGUUUGUGCCACAUACAUAAAGUGUGACCCUUGAUGCAAUCACAAGCUCAUAGCGUAGAUUAUGCUGUUAUGAUUCUGCAUUUGACAUGUACAGUGUUCUCGUUUUCGAGAGAAUAAGAACGUUGUUUCGUACAAGCUUUGUCAUUGCCUGUUGAAAGGGUAUAAGAGAUUAGUUUCUUGCAUUUUGAUGUGCUACGGGUGUCGUGCAUGCUAGCCGCGAGCAUACUGGCAUCCAUUCAGUCUGUCGACUGAAGAUAUUCACUUACUGCGAUUUGUAAAAGCGUGAAAACUACCUCUCGGGAAAGAAGUUAACGGACGCCGGUACGUAUUCAGAGUUUCUUUUCGCAUUUAACCAUCACCGGCGGCAUCAAAACGUCUUCGAGUGUGUUGGAAUGACGUCAUUACCAUCGGGCUCGCGGAGUGCGCACUCCGUGUUGCUCAGCGUAGCUAAACUGUGAUUGCUUGCCCUGCGCGUACGGAUGCUGGCAUGCGAUCGAGCGUCACUUAUUCAAGCAGUACCGAAGACUCCGCGUCAACGAAUAAAAAUAAAACAAGAAAAAAAAAAGAAAAAAACGUGCGACUGACGGUUUACCGUGAAGUCUCGUGGGGGACAUUUUGUGCUGCGGUUCUGUUGCCCCGCGUGAACCUGUCAAGAAUUGUUGGCGUGAAGGUGUUGUUUGAAUGCCUGCGCGAAUACAUGAAUGUGCACAAUGGAUUUUAUGGACGCACGACAUUGCUGUUUACCCAACCAAUCUCAGAACACCGCGUGUGUGUAUCUUACAGAAAAGAAAAAAAACAAAGAUGAAUCUAAUAAAAAAUAACAGCGCAUUUCAGCCUUCUGAUUGAAAA